AGAGACGUUCGCGCUAUGCCGCCGUAUCAAACAGGGAAACAUCUAAGCAGUGCUGGGUGAUAGAAAGCUAAUAAAAAAAAAACGAAGCAAAACAAAACUAUCGAUUAACCCACUAGUGCAGCCUGCCCAAGAGCACCGUCGCCCCUCUCGCACUCUCGCGCCGUGCGGGCAAAGGGUUAUUGCUGUUAAAAGGGCCGGCCAGUCGCUUGCAAAACACCAGUAGCAGUUCUGUGUGCCAUUGCUGAACACAACAACGCGCCCGAUUCCGAAGUCUUUUAUAGUGAUCCAGCCUCCAGCCAGCCGGGUAGAGUUAGGUAGCACAAAAAAAAAAAACAAAUAGAAAAGGAAAGACAGCUAGCGAUGGCUUACCAAGGCGAGCAGAAGCGUGAUACGACAAACAGUUUGAAAGUGACGCAGCUCGAUGCCCAAAGUGAGGAGGAGGAACGCUCGGAGACAGCCAAGCUGACCAGAUACAACGAUGGAUCGGUCAAGCUGCGCAAUCCCAACAUUGAGCUCAUGGACCAAGACAUCCUGUACCAUCUGGCGCUCGGUAGCGGCAGCCACGAUCUGCACGAAAUGUUCGGCGACGUGAAGUUCGUCUGCAUGGGCGGCACGCCGAAGCGCAUGGAAACGUUCGCGCACUUUAUAAUGGACGAGAUAGGCUACAAGCUGCCCGCCGGCACCCAGCUGCAGGAUAUCAGUGCAUUUUCCUAUCGCUACUCAAUGUACAAGGUUGGUCCAGUACUCUCCAUCAGCCAUGGUAUGGGCGUACCGUCCGUCGGCAUUCUGCUGCACGAGCUGAUCAAGCUGAUGUACCACGCCAAGGUGAAGGAUCCGAUCUUCAUGCGGAUCGGUACGUGCGGCGGUAUCGGUGUCGAGGGCGGCACCGUCGUCAUCACGGAGGACGCGUACGACGGUUUGCUCCGGAACAGCUACGAACUGGCAAUUCUUGGCAAAAUCGUUCAUCGUCCGGCUAUUUUGGACAAGCGGCUGGUACGCGAACUGAAAUCGCUAGCCACGCAAGAUGAUCCGUACGACACCAUCAGCGGCAAAACGAUGUGCACCUACGAUUUCUACGAAGGCCAGGGCAGGCUAGACGGUGCGUUCUGCGAGUUUACCGAAACGGACAAAAUGGCCUACCUGGAGAAGCUGCGCGACUUUGGCGUGGUUAACAUCGAGAUGGAGUGUACCAUCUUCGCGGCGCUGACGCACUACGCCGGCAUCAAGGCGGCGAUCGUCUGCGUCACGCUGCUGGACCGGCUGAAGGGCGACCAGGUGAUGGCGCCGAAGGAGGUGAUGAACGAAUGGCAGCAGCGGCCCCAGAUACUGGUGUCCCGGCUAAUCAAGAAGCAUCUCGCCCAGAUGGGCCAGCUCAAGUCGCUCGCCUCGACGCCCUCGUCGAUCAAGUCGCCGCGCCGAUUUAAGCUGGUGCAGCAGGAAUCGGAGGCGCACGAGUAAGGCACAGCGGGGGUGCAACUAGCAUCUGCUAGCAGCAAAUCAUCCCUUUUCCCCUCUCCCAAUCCUGCCCCCCCCCCCCCCCACAAGCCCCUGAUUGCCCGAAUGGAGGCUCAGCAUCUGCCACGAUAUUUUCUGUUUCUGUUGUUUGUUGUGUUUUUAACCAGCGUACAGGCUAGAAUAUUUCUCACUAACCACGUGUGCAUCUAUGGCAUGCAUAUCCGUAACAUUAAUCGCGUUAUUAAAAAGACAAAUAAAGAGUAGCAAAUAAUACAAGCAGUCCUAGCAAAACAAAAAAGCAAAGGAAAUAGGGAGAGAGAGAGGAAGCAUUGGAGGCGGUAUUGUGGUAAAGCAAAGCGAGGGGAUUAAACACUAAACACACGCUGAUACAUACGAAAAGCGCAUUACGCCAAUAUGAAUAGAUCGUGACAGUGCCUGCUGCAUAUGAGCAGGUUCCCUCCCACCUCCCUGCUCACAAACACCCAUACACUGCACAGUGUAGGUACAGGUCACUGUAGUAUCAGCUUAUAGAACAUAAUUUAAAAAUUGGCCGCUUACUAUAACUGCUAACGAGCCUUUGAUUUUUGGUUCUCGAAUCAUACCGCCCCUUACUUAGGGGCAUCUUACUUACUCUCUAUAGAAUUCAACAUGCAAAUAUCGAUGUGUACUGGCUUUCUGUAUUGGCGGAGUGUUGCGUUAAAGACACACACACAAACACACCGGCAAACGCACCUAAACUUAGUAGUUACAACAUACCAUAGAUAUUGUGUUAAGGGGUGUACUAAAGAGGAGAGAAAACAUCGCUGCCGUGUGUGCCACUGCCCGAGUGUGUUGUGUGAACAAGCGAAAAAGCAACAACAAACAAACAAACAAAAAGGUUACUUGCAUGUGAUGCAUUGCAAACGUUUGAUAUUCCAAUAUAAUAUUAUACCACAAUUUUACUAAACACAGUCUCCGACGACCAACAAGAUCGUUCCACAAUUACUAAACGUUGUAAAAGCCGUUUUUGUUUUUCUUUCCUGCCAUGCGCGUUGGCACAUAAUGGAAGAAGCUACGCAGCAGUUUGUCGUUUCGGUGGUCUAAUCGUAUUUCGUUAAACCAGCGGAAUGAAUGUGUGGCGGGUUUGUGUGUGUGUUUUUGAAAGUGUUGUAAUUUAAACUCGGUGUAAAGGUGAUACGUUUCCCGGACAUAUACGAGUGUGAGCAUUAGGUUAUGAGUUUGGCAAGGCAAACCGAUGUUUUGGUUAAAUAUUGUGUGUGUUCCCUCCGUACCCUUCGCUCCUCAUUCCCGGAACGUUAAAGAAUUAACAAAACAUAAACACGUUAAACAUCAUGACGCAACGAUCUCUUCAUUAAAUGAAAAUAAAAUAAAACAUUAAAAAAA
Molecule: messenger RNA, 2838 nt
Organism: Anopheles coluzzii
Lineage: Eukaryota; Metazoa; Arthropoda; Insecta; Diptera; Culicidae
Product: uridine phosphorylase 1
Exons: 7
Coding region: 361-1458 (365 amino acids)
Biological process (GO): nucleotide catabolic process; uridine catabolic process
Cellular component (GO): cytoplasm; cytosol
Molecular function (GO): uridine phosphorylase activity
Source: RefSeq, a predicted model, not a curated record